AUGGUGAAGCUGUUCAUCGGAAACCUGCCCCGGGAGGCCACCGAGCAGGAGAUCCGCUCGCUCUUCGAGCAGUACGGGAAGGUGCUGGAGUGCGACAUCAUUAAGAACUACGGCUUCGUGCACAUAGAGGACAAGACGGCGGCCGAAGAUGCCAUCCGCAACCUGCACCACUACAAGCUGCACGGGGUGAACAUCAACGUGGAGGCCAGCAAGAACAAGAGCAAGACCUCCACCAAGCUGCACGUGGGCAACAUCAGCCCCACUUGUACCAACCAAGAGCUCCGGGCCAAGUUCGAGGAGUACGGCCCGGUCAUCGAAUGUGACAUCGUGAAAGAUUACGCCUUCGUCCACAUGGAGCGGGCCGAGGACGCGGUCGAGGCCAUCAGGGGCCUUGACAACACAGAGUUUCAAGGCAAACGAAUGCACGUGCAGUUGUCCACCAGCCGGCUUAGGACUGCGCCCGGGAUGGGAGACCAGAGCGGCUGCUAUCGGUGCGGGAAAGAGGGGCACUGGUCCAAAGAGUGUCCGAUAGAUCGUACGGGCCGCGUGGCAGACUUUACCGAGCAGUAUAAUGAGCAAUACGGAGCCGUGCGCACACCUUACACCAUGAGCUAUGGGGAGUCGUUGUAUUACAACAACGCGUACGGAGCGCUCGAUGCCUACUACAAGCGCUGCCGUGCCGCCCGCUCCUAUGAGGCGGUGGCGGCUGCAGCUGCCUCCGCGUAUAAUUACGCAGAGCAGACCUUGUCCCAGCUGCCACAAGUCCAGAACACAGCCAUGGCCAAUCACCUCACCUCCACCUCUCUCGAUCCCUACGAUCGACACCUGUUGCCGACCUCGGGAGCUGCUGCUACAGCCGCUGCUGCUGUUACUGCAGCUUCCUCUUCAUAUUACGGGCGGGAUCGGAGCCCCCUGCGUCGCGCUACAGCCCCAGUCCCCACUGUUGGAGAGGGCUACGGUUACGGGCAUGACAAUCAGUUGUCCCAAGCUUCAGCGGCCGCGCGGAAUUCCCUGUACAACAUGGCCCGGUAUGAGCGGGAGCAGUACGCAGACCGGGCACAGUACGCAGAGCGGGCGCAGUAUGCAGACCGGGCGCAGUACGCAGAUCGGUCCCAGUACGAUCGGGCGCAGUACGAUCGGGCGCGGUAUUCAGCCUUUUAA
This is a messenger RNA of Pipistrellus nathusii (Nathusius's pipistrelle), 1161 nucleotides long. The record is from the annotation of a GenBank genome assembly. NCBI's taxonomy places the organism in Eukaryota, Metazoa, Chordata, Mammalia, Chiroptera, Vespertilionidae.